This is a messenger RNA of Misgurnus anguillicaudatus (oriental weatherfish), 5135 nucleotides long. It is a transcript of the gene nufip2, whose product is annotated as nuclear FMR1 interacting protein 2. The record is from RefSeq and is a predicted model, not a curated record. Gene Ontology annotation, molecular function: RNA binding. Gene Ontology annotation, cellular component: nucleoplasm; cytoplasmic stress granule. Lineage: Eukaryota; Metazoa; Chordata; Actinopteri; Cypriniformes; Cobitidae.
UUGUAAACGCAACACCGCCCGCCUCUCGCUGGCACCCCCAAACGCAGGCGAUGAUUGGGCAGCGCAAAUGUAUCAACUCCCCUCGUCCACCGAGCACCGGUUGAGCACAUUCUGUCACCUGCGUUACCGUUAAAUGGAGGAACGUCCCUGUGAAGGGGCACCGGGAGUAUAUAUCAGUCAUGGAGCAGAGAACGGCCCGGAUCGACCGAACAAAUCGGUAAACAAUGAUCAGAACCACUGUCAGUUCCAGAACGAGAAAACGCAGACGAAGAAAACAGAAAAUGGCAAACUAAAUGGAACUCUGAAGGAGGGAGAGGUGACUCCCACAUCCUUUAACCCAGACAGCUCCCUGCACCCUGCGAACGGCAAUGGCGAUAGACACGUGCUAGAAAUCAACUUGAAACCGAAGCCCACUCGUCGGGCCUUCACCACUGAAACAACAGGGGACAGAAAAGGUAGAAACACUAGCAGAAACAGUAUGGACUUCAAGUCCUCAGAGCUGAACACAGUUGAGGGCAAAAAAGAGAUUUUGGCUUCGUUGAAUGGUGUAGUGUCCCUCACCAGCUCUGUACUGCUUACCAACGGUUACCCCAGCAAACCUGGAGCCGACAAUGAUGGCAGUGGUUCAGAGAGUGGAUACACUACUCCCAAGAAGCGUCGGGCACAAAGGAAUGGCAAAACUGGGGACAAUGUGACCGCUUCUACCCAGGGAAAAGCCAUGCAGCAGGGCAGCAAACAAGGUCACGGUUCUGCGGCACCAGAGUCUGCCGACAGAGUCUCUCAGAUGGAGAGUGGCAAAGCUGGUUCAAAAGCAGAAGGACAUACAGCAUGCCACUUAAAAGCAAGGGAACCACCCGCGUCUCCCACCACACCCCCUCCGCCAGUGACCGAACUUCAACGUAAGAACUCUGACAGCAAAGCAACUGGGAAAAAGUUUGAGGAACGGUCCAGCAAAGUUAAGGUGGCCGCAUCCACCAAAGAGGACUCAUGGACCUUGUUCAAGCCUCCGCCUGUUUUUCCUGUGGAUAAUAGUAGCGCUAAGAUUGUGCCUAAGAUCAGUUAUGCAAGCAAAGUAAAAGAGAACCUCAACAAGACUGGCGGGGAGGCUCUCACUCCUGCUCCCCAGGUGCCUGGGAGACCACCACAGGUCCCCAUGUCUGCGGUGAAAACCAUCACCUCAGUUAGCUUUACCAACGGUCCCCUACCAGGGGAAGGGAAUGGCUGUCCCCUACCUGGACCCCAUUUCAGCUCAACGGCAAGCACCGGUCCUCUGCUGGUGUCCCCGGCUGUUCCCUCUGAGAAUGUAGCAUCUCCCCCUGGCGGAAGUACCGCCAUUGGAAGUUCAACCACCUCUUUGACUGAGCCGAGGAAGGCCAGUCUGUUUGUUUACCCCAAUAUGCAACACUCUCUCCCUAGUGGCCGCCAGGCCAACCCCCCUGCUGCUCCGACAAAUCAGAAGUCUCUGGGGGACAUUUUUCAGAAUCAAUGGGGCUUGUCCUUUAUCAACGAACCUAGUGUUGGUCCAGAGGGCGUGGCUUGUCGCUCAAAUAGAAAGGAUGGGCUGGUGGAGGUGAGCUUUCAGGGAGGCUGCCCAGCUACGGUGGCCACUCAGACCUGCAAUACCUCUCAGAGACAGGAUCAACCACCCUUCCCCAAGGCUCACGAGCCAGAAAAACGGACUAACGCUCAGAAUCUGAGUAAAGGCGUGAACGUCGGCGCCGCUGCGGCAAGCGGAUCCGUAUCCGAGACCUCUGUCCAUAACCUGGAAGCCCAGAAAGAUGAGACGGGGGUUCAUGGUGCAAUAGUGUUUUGUUCUUCCUCUAAGGACGUUUGUGCCGAGCUGCCUCCCACCUCCCCGGCUACACCUAAGGUGGCUUUGGCCAAGGACCAGGGCCAAACUAAGGGCUUUGACAGGAGGUCUAGUUGGGGGUCGUUUGAUCUAAAAGCUGCUGUAAUUUAUCACACUAAAGAAAUGGAAUAUAUUUUCAGUUUGCAAAAACAAGAUCCAAAUCGAAUAGUCCUCUACAGAGAGUCAUGGGAUGGACCUGCUCAGUGAAGCUGCGUCUGGACACUAUAUCCCAGCUGAACUCUGCUGCAAAAGAUGUGCUUGGGGAACAUGGCUGCACAUCUUAAAUGGGAACUAAUCUUAAGAUGUUUUAGAAAGGACCUUGUUACCAGAAAGCAGCCAAGGCUAGAGGAAACCGAAAGACGAUGCUUGAGAAAACGGGUUAGCUGAUUUUAGUGUAUUAGAAUGGAAGAAACGGAGAACUCGGUCUAGUGCAUAUGUUGCUGAAGACAAUUCAAACGACUUUGGGGACAUAAAACCCACACGUCAAACACUCAUGAUAACUCUGUCACGGCAUUUGUUUGGACAGAAGCUACUCCUUUAAGUACUCAUGGACCUAAAGAGAGCCGUCUUCAUCUCCAGCCUCCUGGGGAAGAGGAUGUUACCAUGCCACCUCUUGAAUUCAAAGAACGUAGACUUAAAGUGGUCUCGUGGGCAUACGUUGAUUUCAAAAUUUAAGACCACAAGUGUUGCUACCCAAUGAAACAUACUGUGGCCAGAGUAACAUGGCUUUUUUUGAGAUUCAGGGGAAUCCAGCUUCAUCUGUGUCUUGGGGGGCAGGUAGUUCAAGCCUCUGGGAAUAAUAAUUGUCUUAAUUUAAUUUCUUGUUAGUGAGGCAUCUCUUUGUUUUCUUCAUUUAUUUUCAUCGAAACUCCCGGGGCAAGUUUUGAGGUACACUUUAAACAGGAGACCGUACUCCCUGUCGUGUGCAUGUGCAGUAUGCUGCUCUGUGUGUCCUCUUAAAGUGCUAUCAUUCAAUAGUCUUAUUGUCGUCCGUUCACGCUUCUGUCGAUUGAUAGCCAUUCACGUUUCUUGCUCAUCGUGUGUGAGUGUGUAAACCGAGGGAAGAGGUCGCGCUAAUAAUGUUUUUAUUUUUUUGCGUUUUAAUAACAGGUAAAUCACAGAUGACUAAACGUUGAUUUGUGCCUCAUCUUACACGGUUGCUUUAGCUCCAGCGCUUAUAGGUACGUCAUGAUAUUUUAUCAGAAGUGUUAUAAAGCCAAUUCUUGCUUUUUUUGGGAUUAGUUCUCUAGACCUGCCUGUCUGUUUGGGGUUGUUUUUCCCGAAUUGACUAUUCCCGAAUAGUAACUACUGUUUUGUCAUGGAGGUGUGUCAUUUCGGAUUCAGAAAACCCAGAGAGCGCUUGCUGGUGAAAAAUCCGUCUUUUAUAUUUUACUGCAUAGACUAGAAGCCCCGGCGCCUAUGGUUAGCUUUUUAUUGAGCCCUGCAAGUCACACUAAAUGGAGUUUGGUUUUUAUGGUUUUUAGCUUAUUGUUUAAAGCACAUGAGCCUCAUCAGUAAAAUCGGCGUUGACAGAAUUUCUGCCUGUGUUUAUGUCGAAAAAUGCAUACUAAACUUGAGUCUAUCUGUAUCAUUUCACAAAGUAAUUGAUUUAUACAUAAAAUCAGUAGCACUUUAUGUAUUAUGUUUUUUUUUAUUGAAUGUCGACAUAUCAAUACCUGUUUGAAAUUCUAGCAAUUAAUCAUAGGCUACUAACUUUAACUUCUACCUAAGGACCGUCGGUCCACAAUCUCGAAUGAAAAUAAACAUGCAAAACGAAAAAAGAAAAAAAAAACGGAAAAGUAAGAAAAUAAAAAAGUCACUCAGGUAGAAUUAGGGCAGUGUUAUUCUAUCUAACAAAAAGCGCACCGACAGUGUUAUUGCCAAAAACGAUAAGAACAUCCCAUGUUUGUACCAGCCGUUUUUAACCUUUAAGGGAACUGAUUUAAGUUCUGACUGAAAGCCAAGCUUACAUGUAUUAUUAUUUGGCAUCAUUUGUUUCUGUACAUGACCACAAGAUACUGCCAGGUGAAAUGAUGCAAGUACGCAAUGAAACGUUAACCACACUACGUAUUUGUAUGUCAAGGGUUUUAUUUAGCGCAUCAGUUCAGGUUUCAGCCGCGUACAGGUUUGCUUCUGUUGAUAACCUGAAACGUGUCAUAGUUCUUAAUCAAGUUUCUUGAGAUGUUUUUGAUGUCUUUUCUGUAUGUUGGUUUGCUGCAAAAGCUAACCGAUAUGUUAGGUUGUUUUUUGAAGUUCUGCUUUAUCUUCUCGAAUUCCAUUUCCACUUAAAAUCAGCGUUGUGCGAUGUAGAGAAUUGCAUAUUUCAUGGCUUUUUAGAUGCACAUCACUUCAUGGCUUCAAUUGAGUUUUUAUUGUAGUCAAUAUUGUCUUUUAACAGCUCACCGAGCAUUCUUAGUUUGUUUUUUUAGGGAUUUGCUUAAGGAUGUAGGCAUAAUUUAUAACCCUCAUUACGUUAAGUUAAUUAUGAAAUACCUCUGUGAACAUCCAUUGUCCUGAUACCAUUAUUUUCCUCUGUAGUCAUGACCUUUAUUGUAAACCGAAUGAAUUACGCCAGGUCUUUGUUUUGAAACUAAACUCCAGGGGUCAGAUGCACAUACAGAGGUUCUAUGCAGAGAAGGCAAACGGAGCCAAGUUUAUGAUUUUGGGGGGUUGCACAUUAGCUUAAUUUACUCGAUUCAAAUAAGCACUUAUUACCCCACAAAUUCUGUAAUUGCAAUAUAAAUUAUUUACAUGAAAAAUUAUCUUCAGCUGCCCUUAUUUAGUGUUUAAAGCAAUGAAACACGUACAGGUGGGAGAUGGGUACAGAUGUACUUGAUGGGUUUGAUUGCAAAAUCUGUACCGAGAAAAUGAAUCUGUGUUGGCAUAUUCGAAUAUCACGUGUGAAUGAGUUUUCUUGUCCUGUCCCUACAACUCAACCGGUUCGGCGUGUGGAUGCAUUAUGUGUUUGUUGGUGUGCAAGCAUGUGUAUUUGUCUUCAUCCAUACGCUCGAUUAUAUGCAAAGUUAAUAUUGCAAACUGUUUAAGUUCAGGGUGCCUGUGUUAAGCGAUAUAUUCAAUGGAAUCACAUCAGAACAUGAAAAAAAACCUCGCUUUUUCUUUCUUCCUCCCCAGCAAUCUUCAGUUGUGCCAUGUUUUGACUGUUAAAAUUUUGAAUUAAUAUUACAUUUUUAUGUUGCGCUCUCUGAAUUUCCUAGUGGACACGAAGAGGGUGUUGCAUUUUUGUCUCAAAAAUCUUUGUCACUGCUAAUAAACUUGUUGAAAAAGG